Paramecium pentaurelia is the source of this 734-nucleotide messenger RNA. Lineage: Eukaryota; Ciliophora; Oligohymenophorea; Peniculida; Parameciidae. The record is from the annotation of a GenBank genome assembly.
AUGUAUUUUAGCAAUAAAGCUUCUUCUUUUAGUAAUGCAGAAACCAAUACAGAUUUGAAUAUGCAGUAUGAUUCAAUGAUACAUGUCGAAUAAAUGUCUAAGAUGAACAAUACUAAAAUUCGUUUGUAUUGUUAAUUAGCAGAAUAUGAAGGGAAAUUGUAUAAUUCAUAUUUAUAGAGUAGACCUAACUUUAAUGAAUUACUAUUUGAUCCCUCUAGUUUGGGCAGAUAUAAGAAUUUUGUUGGAGCAUCUUCGAAGAUUGCAAACUAUAUAAAACUACUUGAUCCGAAAAUAAGAAAGGAAUUUAUUGUUGAAGAAAAGUAUGAUGAUUAUUUGAAGUAAAUGAUUUAAUAACUAUUAAAUAAAGGCAAUCAAGUAACACUAAAAAGGAGUGUGAUAGAAUUAAGGCUUUAAUUGAUCAACAUAAUUCUAUUUAUACACUUAAUCUUAAAGGUAUAGAAGGUAUUGAAUAUUCUCGUAAGAAUAAUUAAAAGAAAAGGAUUCCUUGUAAAUUGACAUCUAUUUCUACUGCAAGACAAUCAGAAUCAACAACUAAUGAAUAUAUAAAAGAUGUGGAUUUAAGGAGAAUUCAUGCAACAUAAAGAGGAAGAAAAGUCAAAGUAAAGCCAUUAAAAUAUAAAUAAUAAUCUGAAUUGAUUUUUAAUGAUUCUCCAAGAAGUGUACCUUUAUAACCAGUUAGACGAUCAUAAUUGUACUAACUCCUUGUUAAUUGA